Messenger RNA from Ilex paraguariensis (yerba mate), 322 nucleotides. Lineage: Eukaryota; Viridiplantae; Streptophyta; Magnoliopsida; Aquifoliales; Aquifoliaceae. The record is from the annotation of a GenBank genome assembly.
AUGGAAAAAGGUGAGAAGAACAAGAGAGGCAAGGUGGUCAUGCAAGGCUCCAGGGGCGUGGGCGACAACGUGCAGGGUGCCAUGGGCGGCAGAGCACGCGAGGCAGGCAUGGGGACACAGUUAGUGGGCACUGGGGCAUUGGGCACAUUUCAGGGUGCCAAGAGCUGCGCUGAAGCGAGUGCCACGGGCAACGGAGCAGGUGCCAUAGGUGUAGGCUCCAGAGUAGGUACAGGUGCUUGGGUACAGAUGGCGAUAAUUCGGGUAGCCAAGCAAGAGGUGAUAAAGCUAGAACUAGCAUUCCCCCAUGCACACCGCGAUGCAG